AUGCAGUAUGACUAUGGUAAAAACAAGGAAGAACAUCCUGAACCCAUCAAAGCUGUAGUGCAAGGGAUGCUUCCCGAAUGGCUACAGGGGACGCUUAUACGGAACGGGCCCGGCCUCUUCUCGGUGGGAGAGACUUCAUACAACCAUUGGUUUGAUGGAAUGGCACUUUUGCAUAAUUUCAUUAUCAAAAAUGGUGAGGUGACAUACAGGAGCAGAUUUCUUCGAGGGGACACAUACAACUCUAACACACAGGCCAACAGAAUAGUGGUGUCAGAAAUGGGGACCAUGGCUUACCCAGACCCCUGCAAAAAUAUAUUCUCCAAAGUGAUCACCUUUCUGAGCCACACCAUCCCAGACUUCACGGACAACUGUGCCAAUAACAUAAUCAAAUAUGGAAAUGAAUACCAUGCCACAUCGGAAACCAACUAUAUUCGUAAAAUUGACCCCAUCACUUUAGAGACUCACGGCAAGGUGGACUACCUGAAGCACCUUCCUGUAAAUAUAGUAGCAUCACAUACGCAUUAUGAUAAAGAGGGAAAUAGCUACAGUAUGGGAACAUCCAUUGCAGAGAAGGGCAAAACUAAAUACACAUUAUUCAAGGUUGCAGGAGGAAGUGGCUCAAAUGGGUCUCAACCCUUGAAAAACGUCGAGGUGGUCUGCACUGUGCCCUGCCGCACGCUCCUCACACCCAGCUAUUACCACAGCUUCGGCAUGACCGACAACUACUUCAUCUUUAUUGAGCAGCCCUUGAAGUUGGACAUCCUGAAAAUGGCCACAGCCUAUAUGAGGAAGGUCAGCUGGGCCAGCUGCAUGAAAUUCCACCCUGAAGACAACACCCUGAUUCAUCUUAUUGACCGGAAGACAAAGGAGGAAGUUGGGAUCAAAUUUUACACGGGUGCAAUGGCUGUAUACCAUCAAGUGAAUGCCUUUGAAGACGAUGGUCAUGUUGUGUUUGAUGUGAUCACCUAUGAUGACAACAGCUUGUAUGAUGUGUUUUACCUGGACAAGCUCAAGGAGCAGAUGAGCUUGAAUACUACCUACUGCAAGCCCAAGUGCAAAAGAUUUGUGUUGCCCAUUAGUGACAAGGUUUGUCAUAGAGGUGAAGAUCUGGUCAAGCUUAAAUAUACGACAGCAAGUGCUGUGAAGGAGAAAGAUGGUAAACUUCUGUGUCAAGGCGAGGUUCUCUGUGAUGGUGUGGAACUUCCAAGAAUUAAUUACAAUUUCAAUGGAAAGAAGUACAGAUAUGCUUACAUGUGUUGUGUGGACACGUCCCCACUGUCCACAAGGAUUGUAAAGGUUGAUGUUGAGACAAAGAAGCAGACUGAAUGGAAGCAAGACGACUGUGUGCUCUCAGAACCUGUUUUCGUUCCCAGGCCUGAUGCAGUUGACGAGGAUGAUGGUGUAGUCUUAUCAUCUGCCAUAAACAAUAAACCCGGGCCAGGCAGCUUUCUUCUGGUGCUUGAUGGCAAAUCUUUCAAAGAGGUUGCCCGGGCAUAUGUAGAUGCAGAGUUUCACAUGGACAUGCAUGGAUACUUCAUACCAGACAGCAGUUAA
Messenger RNA from Myxocyprinus asiaticus (Chinese sucker), 1554 nucleotides. Its product is annotated as beta,beta-carotene 15,15'-dioxygenase-like. Gene Ontology annotation, biological process: carotene catabolic process; retinal metabolic process. Gene Ontology annotation, molecular function: carotenoid dioxygenase activity; beta-carotene 15,15'-dioxygenase activity. The record is from RefSeq and is a predicted model, not a curated record. The coding region runs from base 1 to 1554 and encodes 517 amino acids. Lineage: Eukaryota; Metazoa; Chordata; Actinopteri; Cypriniformes; Catostomidae. The transcript has 11 exons.